Molecule: messenger RNA, 705 nt
Organism: Leishmania major strain Friedlin
Lineage: Eukaryota; Euglenozoa; Kinetoplastea; Trypanosomatida; Trypanosomatidae
Exons: 1
Coding region: 1-705 (234 amino acids)
Source: RefSeq, a predicted model, not a curated record
AUGCCGCACAAGAAUGCGUUCAUGUACUCCAUCGACCCGGAGCUGUACGCUCGCUCGCGCGCGCCGGCCAGUACGAUCGCCAUGGGUAUGAAGAGCUCCCAAGCCUCCUCGCUCUGCUGGGCCAACCAGGUGCAGCAGGAGGAGCGGAUUCGCGAAAUGUGGGAGGCGAGGUACGACCCGCAGCACAACCUGGAAAAUCAGGCGUUGCAAGCGGUGCAGCAGACGCGCGCGCGUGAUGCGGCGCGGCACGAGGCGUACGUGAACCCCGAACACAACCCAGAACUCUACAGCACCCUGUACAAGAAGGCGCCUCCGUCCUCUGUAAGCGACGCAGCCGCGGCAACGGCGGCAUCCGUGUCUCCCCAGCACCACACCACCAGAGAAGCAGCGCCGGCAGGAACAGCGAUGGGCACAGGUGACCCAAUCGACAGUGCCUUCGCUCGUUCUGCGCGCUCCGUCACGCAGGAAUACCUUCAGGCUCGCUGCAGACACCACACGUUGCAGCAGCGCUACCCGAGCGGACCGAUCACCGCCGCGCAGGCUGUGGGGUGGGCGGCCGGUGCCACCGACCGGGCGUCGGCGUCGUCACUAGAGGCAUCGUCUUCCCCGUACCGCCAGGCGCGCCGUCGCCAGAUCGGUGCCUAUCGAAAGCCAGAGGACGAUGAACACGCGUUGCUUUUCGGCUACGACUAUAUGCCGAAGUAG